UAACAUCAGAUGACGUCCACUCGAUCUGUAUCUCAGUCAGCUGCGGCGGUGGACCUUGUCAAAGCUAUGUCUAGAACGGUGGUGAAGCCUGACCGUGCUGUUCUUGAGUAACUCUGAUGAAGUUUCGGAAACAACACGACUGAGUGGUCACACUGUGGGAUCAUGGCUGGCGGUAGGGAGAGAGCCUCGCCGGGAGGACUCAGCGUCUGCAGUUGGCCCAUGAGCGCUCCACUGAGACGGGGUAAGUCAAGAGGAAGCCAGAGCGACAUUGGGCCGCGUCCACAGGGCCCCGUCUACCGAAGGAACAGAACGACAAUCACGUAUGACGUCUGUAAGGGACGAUGUUCUGGAACGCAAGUCUUAGAACAAACGGACUCGGUCGGCAAAAACACUUCACGAAGUCUGGAGACACCCGAGUCGCGCUUUGUCAUGGCAGACGAAGAUUGCCUUUGCGGCAAAGUUUUUCACAUGAGCGAUGCCAUUGCGGUCGUGCCGCCAGGUAGCACGCCAAGGACAAAGGCAACCACCAGAUGGUUUACUCCUACGUCUGUGAAAAGUGCAGGUACGGACUGUCGUCACCCCGGUAGGAUUACAGCGAGCAGGGCGACCAUGUGUGUGGGAGAUAAACAUAUCAUGGACAGACUCUGGGACCUCAACAGCUAUCUGGACAACGGUGACAUCCACCGGCCUUUUUCAGGCCCCCCUGCCCACCCCUGGUUCAAGACUCGUCUGUGCGCCGUGCACGACCUGCGGCCCCCCACCCCCACCACUCCGCACCUCCCCGCUCUGCCCAACAGGGCCGACCGCUUCGAGCAGAUGGUUCGGCGGGAGGCACGAGCCAACGCCCGGCGGCAGCUCCCGGGCCUCAGGACGGUCACGCUCGUGUGGAGGAACAUGCGGGCCAGGGAAGCGUACAGUCAGCGGGAGCUGCACUACUUCGUGUCCAUGAUGGGACCUGUGGACUCCAUCAUGCUGAUGUGUCCCACCAGUGCACGAGUGGUCUUCAAGGACACGGACGCCGCUUGUAAAGCAGUCAAUGCCACGGGCAAGUUUGGCAGGCCGGAUAACCGUCUGUAUUGCAACUGGCUGCAUCGAGGGAUGGACAAUAAAAAGUUUAGAUUAAAGGGUCGUCAGUUGGUGGUACAGUACGAUCCAACGUUAUACACGUAACAAACAGGUUGUUCCAAGACUUUUAUAUUCUUCUAUAUGAACUUGCGUCUGUGAUCGUUUGUGCCAUCUGCCGAGAUCAGUGAUCACCAAAUCACCUACUGAGAUUAUUGUUAGUCAAAAAGUUUCUUGUUACAAACAUUUCCAUGUUAUUUUUUGUUAUAAGCCGUUUUUGGUACCGCUAAGCAUCAUCGAAUAAACAAGCAUUUAUUUGUGUGCUGCUCAUCAUCAUUGCUUAUUUAUUACUCACUUUCCUGGCCAACCACAAUCUACCAACGACGACCGUACGCGUCUUUACUUUCACUUCACUUUAUUGUUUAACCAGAACAUUAGAACUCAGGCUAUCGACCUGUUUUUCAGGUAUAAAGUUUGGGAACAAUUACAUAACACGUAUGUGUGGUAAAAACCUUUGGACUCCGCC
Branchiostoma floridae (Florida lancelet) is the source of this 1588-nucleotide messenger RNA. RefSeq lists its product as uncharacterized. Bases 163 to 1170 code for a protein of 335 amino acids. Gene Ontology annotation, molecular function: nucleic acid binding. The record is from RefSeq and is a predicted model, not a curated record. The transcript is spliced from 2 exons. Lineage: Eukaryota; Metazoa; Chordata; Leptocardii; Amphioxiformes; Branchiostomatidae.